AUGAAAUUCUUAUGCCUCCCUGGGGGUUAUUGCAAUGCCAAGAACCAGACUUUUAAGGCACAACUAGGGCCAUUCACUGAUAGUCUUGCCUCUGAUGGAAAGACAACCUUCCACUACACCCAGGGUGACAUUUUAAUGGAAAAUCCUGUCGUAGACUGGGAUGGGUUUUUCGGGCCACCACCCAAUUAUACAUUUGUCGAGAUCAAUUUGAUGGCUACCGCGUUCAACAUACGCGAUUUUCCCAAGCGCGAAACGCCCGAAGAGACCAUGAGACUCGUGGUGGAACUAUUGGACGACCCGAGACCCACGAAUAUUAGAUCACUCAUGGACCGCUUAGUCGGAAUUCUAGACAGUGAGGGGGAUAUCGACGGUGUGAUCGGCUAUUCCGAAGGAGCGGUUGUCGCGACGUCGCUAUUGCUCGAAGAAGCGCGACGGCAGAGAGAAUACGGACGCACGCCACGUAUUAAAUUUGCCGUGUUGAUAUGUGGAUGGCCACCCAUCGACCCUGUUACCGGGCAAACGAUUCUAGCAGAUGAGUUCGACGAGGUGGUGAUCACGGUACCUACUUGUCACGUGGUGGGAGCGCAGGACCCCUUUCUCGAUGCAGGAAUGGCUCUAUAUAAUUUCUGGGAUCCGGAUCAGGCAGAGAUUUUUGACCAUGGAGGAGGGCAUGUCAUUCCUAGGGAUGCAAAGACCUGUCAGGAGAUUACUGAAGUAAUUCGGAGUUUGAUGCGGUCUGUUGAAGAUCACUGA
Aspergillus tanneri is the source of this 753-nucleotide messenger RNA. RefSeq lists its product as uncharacterized. The record is from RefSeq and is a predicted model, not a curated record. Gene Ontology annotation, cellular component: nucleus; cytoplasm. Bases 1 to 753 code for a protein of 250 amino acids. The transcript has 3 exons. Lineage: Eukaryota; Fungi; Ascomycota; Eurotiomycetes; Eurotiales; Aspergillaceae.